CGGCGAUGCGAUCUUGAAGAGACGGAAACCGAAAAUGUCGAAAGCUGCGGUCAAGAAGGACGACGUGAGCGUCGGCGCGUUGCGCAUCGUGCACCGCGACAGCAGCACGGAGAUGGAGGAGCUCCUCAUUGCGAGCGCGACGAACGCGCUCAAGGCGUACUACAAGGGCGAGAAGAGUCACUUUACCGAAGUGGCGCAGCAGAUCAAGAAGGACAUCGAAGAGACACACGACGGGAGCUGGCACGUCAUUGUCGGCAAGUCCUUUGGCUCGUUCGUGACGCACGAAGUCAAAAAGCUGCUCUACUUUUUCCUCGGACAAAUCGGCUUUCUCAUCUUUCGCCAUGGCUAGUAGCUCAACUCCACUAGCAUACCCACACCACCAUGUAUAUAUCGCGUUCUCUACGUCUCUUGCUGCCGCACCGCUUCGAGAAGCGUCGCCCACUGUUCGUACUUGGCCGCCGAGACCGCAGCGUGGAGCAAGC
Saprolegnia diclina VS20 is the source of this 482-nucleotide messenger RNA. RefSeq lists its product as hypothetical. The record is from RefSeq and is a predicted model, not a curated record. NCBI's taxonomy places the organism in Eukaryota, Oomycota, Saprolegniomycetes, Saprolegniales, Saprolegniaceae. Gene Ontology annotation, biological process: microtubule-based process. Gene Ontology annotation, cellular component: dynein complex. The transcript is spliced from 2 exons. Bases 35 to 349 code for a protein of 104 amino acids. Gene Ontology annotation, molecular function: dynein intermediate chain binding; dynein light intermediate chain binding.